Molecule: messenger RNA, 6506 nt
Organism: Phyllopteryx taeniolatus (common seadragon)
Lineage: Eukaryota; Metazoa; Chordata; Actinopteri; Syngnathiformes; Syngnathidae
Gene: ppp1r9a
Product: protein phosphatase 1, regulatory subunit 9A
Exons: 19
Coding region: 616-3948 (1110 amino acids)
Biological process (GO): calcium-mediated signaling; neuron projection development; actin filament organization
Cellular component (GO): actin cytoskeleton; dendrite; cytoplasm
Molecular function (GO): actin filament binding
Source: RefSeq, a predicted model, not a curated record
GUGUGAAGUUGAAGAGGCUGCGUGCUGCUAUUUGUGCCAGACUGCAGCCCACCACCACGCAGCAGCUUAUCGGACCGAACCAUUCCAGCUCGCCAGGUUCUCACCGGGUGCUUUCAUCGGCUUUCGUUGGUAGAUAGACGUGCUUUGCUAUAUUGGCGAAGGAUUUGGGACGCUGCCGCCGAGAGGCUCCGGCAAGAUGCGCGUUCAAGCUGCGCCGGUACCCCGGUGGUGUAAGCGGCAGCAGCAUCACCCGCCGCCUGCAAUGGCGCUGUAGCCGCUCCAGUCAGUGUGCAUCCUCACACUCUGCUCCGUAGUGGCCAUUCCGUCCGGGACUCUCCGAACUAGCGUGGGAUCGAAAUGCUCUUUUGGAAAGAAUCUGCAGCAAGAGCGUCAGUGUUUUUGCUUUGGCGUACUCCAAAUGUGUGGGUUUCACUUGUGCAUCACGCGUCAAACGGAGCCGAAGCCACGAAUGUGGGAGCAGGCCUGAAAGGAUUCUAAAACGGCAUCGAUUGGACCAGAUUUGGCAGCACUGCAGUAGGUCAAAGCUAACUCAGGACUGAGUUCUAAUGAGGCCACGGCGAUGCUGACAGCCUCGCUGAAUCCAAAGACAUCAUAAUGCUGAAGACGGAGGCCACGGGGGAGAGGACCAGCCUCCGGAGUGCCUCCCCGCACCGUAAUGCCUACCGAGCUGAGUUUCAGGCCCUCAAGAAGGCUUUCGACCAGCCUCAAACAGACGGAAUCUCCAAGCCCAAGGACCUCGAACGGGGGAAACAACCAAGGGGCCGCCAGUAUGGCACACACGUCAGCCGCAUUAAAGACAUGUUCAUGCAGAUGGGCUCAGAAAGUGCAAGUGUCAAGUCAAGGGAUCAAGAUGAUACCUCACCCCAAAAGCUGGUCAAGCCAACCAACUUCAUUAACAAGGCUGAUGGAUCGGUGAUAAAACUCCAGCAUUCCUCAUCGGCUGAAAGGGUAGGAGGUGCCAGAGCAAAGUUCUCGGAAACCAGGAAGUUGUUUGAACAGCAUUCACGUGACCAGUCCCAAUCACCAGUCUACCCCUAUGGACGUGAUAAAAGGGGUUCCCACGAGCAUCUCGACGACUGGCGGGGCGCAAGGUCCAACAGAGGCAGUACGGACUCGCUGGACUCACUGUGCUCCAGAACGGAGGCGUCGUCGCCAACUGUUAGCCAACUGAGUGCUGUUUUUGAAAAUGCCGACCAACACAACCAGGGUAUGCCCUUCAGAGGAGUCAGCAGACGGGCCUUAUACUCACCAGAUGGAUUCCAUCGCCAAGGAGGGGAUCUCAGCGAGGAUGAUGCGCGACAAUCUCCAAUUGGUGGAACUUACCGCAACAGGAUAGCGGGGAAGUUCCCGUCAUCUCUGUCCGCUGAGGACCUGCUGAAUCCGAGUGCUGGGGCCGAGACUGCAGAGCGCAAGCUAAUCCUCCGAGACAAUGAAGCCCAAGAUAAAGCUGAUAAGAGGCAACUAUCUGAUGCCACCACAAAUGGAAGUCAGUUCAAUGGCUCCUGUGAUGAGGAUGACAAACACUCAGCAAAAAUACAAUAUAUUGAGGAGGAUAAUGAUGGGUCAAAAACUACAAAUGACGACGUGAUUACCAAGAAGACUUUUGAGGAGGCAACCCUUGAGCCAACAACCACACAAACUGCUCUGGCUGGGGAAAGCCAAGAGGACCUUAUCAGAGAAGACACGUCUCCUGAAUCUCCCAAAGACCAGGUGGACGAACCUGACGAGGAAUACACCGGGAAUGAGCGGGUAAUUUUUAACGCAGAUGGGGAUGCGUGUUACCAAGGUUGGGGUGAAAGUUGUACUGACCCCGAGGAUGAGCUGUAUGGAGACGAUGAAGAUAUUGUCUACGACCCCGGCUCUGAUAUGACCGAGAUUUCUGGUCUGCCAGAAGAAAAUAAAGAGGACAUCCCCGCAACGAGGAAGAUUCGCUUCAGCACUGCUCCUAUUACAGUAUUUAAGACCUACUCCAACGAGGACUAUGACCGCCGUAACGAGGAAGUGGAUCCUGUGGCUUCGUCCGCAGAGUACGAGCUGGAGAAGAGGGUGGAGAAGCUUGAGCUUUUCCCCGUAGAGCUGGAGAAAGAUGAGGAUGGCUUGGGGAUCAGCAUCAUCGGGAUGGGUGUUGGUGCUGACGCAGGCCUGGAGAAACUGGGUAUCUUCGUCAAGACCGUCAUUGAAGGCGGAGCGGCCGAAAGAGACGGCAGGAUCAAAGUGAAUGACCAAAUAGUGGAGGUGGACGGGACCAGCCUGGUGGGUGUCACGCAAAGCUUUGCAGCCUCUGUCCUCAGGAACACAUCAGGAGUUGUACGCUUUGUCAUUGGCCGAGAGAGACCGGGCCAGCAGAGCGAGGUGGCCACGCUCAUCCAGCAGACCCUAGAGCAGGAGAAGAGACAGCGAGAGCUCCUGGAGCAGCAGUACGCUCAGUACGACGCCGAUGAUGAUGAGCAGACAGGUGAGUACGCAACGGAUGACGAGGAGGCGGGGAUCGCCGCGGCCAGCGAGGAGAAGAACAUCGAAGUGUUCGACCUGCCCGAGAACGACGAUGUCUUGUCGCCCUCGGAUUUAGACGCCACUAAACUCUACCAGAAAUUCAGAGAGCUCCAGAUCAAACACACAGUAACUGAGGCCGAGAUCCAGAAGCUCAAAAACAAGCUGGCCUCUGUGGAGCGGGAGAAGCAGCGUUGGGAGAAAGAGAAGAGCCAGUUGAAGGCCAGCAUCGAGGAGAACAAGGAAAGGAUGCUGAAGCUGGAGAGCUACUGGAUCGAGGCGCAGACCCUGUGCCACACGGUCAAUGAACACUUGAAGGAGGCCCAGGCGCAGUAUCAGACUUUAGAGAAGAAGUACAACAAAGCCAAGAAACUCAUCAAAGAUUUCCAGCAAAAGGAGGUGGAGUUGAUCCAGAAGGAGGAUGCCGAAAGGAGGCGCCUGGAGGAGGCCGAGAAAGCUCACCUGGCUGAGAUCCAGGGACUUCAAGUCAGGAUUGCAACAUUGGAGUCAGAGCUGAUGCAGCUGAUGAAGCAAAACAACAUCCAGGUCAACAACAACAACAGCAACAGUGCUGAGAGGCCGCCUGCUUUGCAGAACAGCCCCAGCAGAGCUGCAGCACAAGGAAGAGAACUAAGGAAGGGCUCCCCCUACUCUCCCAGCAAAGGGAAAGGCUCAAGAGCAAACAGCGUCAGCUCCACCGAAGGAGAGGUCUUAGAGGGGCGCAGUAGUCCAGGUCACAGUCGCUCUGGCUCCAUUCGUAGUGUGGCCUCUUAUGAUGCGGUACCCAGAGGUCUGGCCAGUGCAGAAGGAUCCCCCCGGCGAUUAAAAGAAGGUUCUCUUACAACAUCAAGCCCCUCUCGACGUGCGGAGGAGCAGAGACAAGCCCCUGAGUCUGGAUGCACAGAGGAAAGUCCUCGGAAAGUCAAGGGACAAUUUCAUGAGGGUCCCGCUUUGAGUGAGGACCUGAGUGCUAGCAGCAGCAGCAGCUCCGUAGAGAUCAGCGGGCUGGCCAGCGAAGCCAAAACAUCAGGACAUGCCGAAAACGUAGGGCUUUCUUCUGAUGAGAGUCUGGAUACGGUAGAUGAUGAGAUCCUAGAAGAAGAGUGGAUUACGAAGCAGCAUCAGUGGCAGAACCGCAAUGUAUCAGAGUGGACCUCUCAGCAAGUGGCCCGCUGGCUCAUGGGCCUCAGUUUAGAACAGCAUAUUCCAGAAUUCACUGCCAAAAACAUAGAUGGAGAACGGCUGCUACAACUGGAUAGUGCUGACCUCAAGUCUCUUGGAGUUACUUCUUCCCAGGAUCAAUGCUUGAUCAAGAAAAAAAUAAAAGCCCUUAAAGUUCUGAUGGAGAAGGCCAAGAGGAACGACGAGAAAGUGGAGAAACGACGUGAGAAGCUCAGGAAGAGAGAGCUGGAGCAACACCAGAAAGAAGCGCGAUAAAGCGCAGCCCAAGUGACCCGAUUCUGUCUGACUCUUUGGACUUUGGGUUCCUGCAAAGACAAUUUACAAAGGUUUUAAGAUUGAACCCUGCGGGACACCUUUGUACAGUGUGUGGUUUGAGCGCCAUCUACUGUUUUGGGCAACUUUUUCCACCACCAAGCAAGUUAAACCAAAACAGACAGUCGGGUUACGGGAUUCUGCCCUUUCAUUUUGCCUCAUUUUACACCGAUCCUGUUUUUAGGCAUUUCAAGAAAUGAUUCUUUUAUAUUUAUUUUGAGGUUUGUUGCUGUAAAUUGGGUUUAUUUAUUCAUCUCCAGAGUAAAUAUGUGACCUAGGCAAUGCAUAUUCAUCCAUUAUCCUCUCCAGAGCUAACUGUUCUACUCCUUUUCAGUAUGACAAUCCAUUCGAGCAUUUAUUUAAUUGAUAUCCAGCUUAAAGUAACUAGUGUACACUGUCCUCACUCGUAAGACAAUUCAGCGCUUUAGUAGAACUGGGCCACACUAGUAGAACAAUUGUGUCUGACUAGUAAGGUUUUUUCCACAACAAGCGCUACUUUUGGCCAACUAAUAUGCAAUCAACCCUUACUAGUAAACUACUGUGCUGCACUAGUAUCACUACUAGGCUGAACUAGUAAGCAUGUGUCAUUUAAAGAUAUCGAAUAAAUGCUCAUUCAUUUGAUAUCCUUGAUAUCCAGCAUAAGGUCCAUAUACUAGUACACUCUGUAUGACAAUUCAGUGCACUAGUAGAACUACUAGGGCACACUAGCAUAACAAAUAUGUCUUACUAGUAAAGCUUAAGGUCCAUGUACUAGUACACUAGGAGAGCUUUUGCAUACUAGUUGGACAACUACAUAUUACUAAUGAGACAAAACUGUGCACUAGUCAACAUCUGCGCAUUACUACUACUAAUUGUGAGGCCCUAGAUGUUAACUAGUAGAAUUUUAGAACACCACCAGUCCAUGGACAUUAAGCUGGAUAUCAGGGCUAUCGAAUAAAUGCUCAAACGGCUUAAUAUAUUUCAGGACCUUUCGAUGUAUAUCAAACUGUGCAGUGCAUACUGACACAAAUGCGUCUAAUGUGCCAUUUUAAUACUCAUGUUUAUGCUACUCUCAUAGUUAGAUCACUGGAAGCGCUAAUAAUUUGAUGCAACCUGGACUACAUGAGUACUCGUAUUACCACUAGGUGUCGCCACGCUGCUUAAGUUUGUUGUUAAAAGGAAAACACUGGAACUUUCCAUUAGGACUAAACUUGCGAGAACACUGGAAGUGCGAACACUGUAAACCUUUGCACCAGCAUGUGCAAUGUUCCUUGCAGUAGAAAUGUACCCAAUACUGUAUGUGAUGCAGCUAUGAAAAAGUGGAUGUACUUUAUGACUGCUUCUGAUGAAGACAGUGGAAAUGUGUAAAUGACCAAACUUAUUCCAUUAAAAAAAAAAAAAAAAUUACAAAAAAAUAUAUACCUGAUACUUCCUGCUGAUAUAUACAGUAUACUGUUGCUUGUAACCCGCUUUGACCUCUUUUUGUAUUCCUUUUAAAUAACGGUAAUAAUACCCAACUGCUACCUUUAGACAUUCUAGAGAAUUUUCCUGAAAUAACUCGCUAAAUACACUUAAUGUUUUUUUCCUGCCAGAAAUAAAAACAUCACAAACACUAUAAAGAUGACAAAUGAUAUUGAGGAAGGCAGCCAUAUGAUAUAAAUGGUUUAUCUCUGUGCUCAGAUGUGGUAAAGAUUCUCAAUUUAUACUAUUAUAGAUGUUACACUGCAAAGGACAUGCAAUGUAUUUGAUUUAAUUUAAUGUUCCCUAAACAUGGAUUUCUACCCUAUAGUAUGUACUUAGAAUUGUGUUUUAGGAUUGCGAAGCGCAGCGAGAGACAUUCCGAAGUUCAUUGCCUAAAUACGGAACAUUGAUUUGAUGCGUCCAUGCUGUUGCAGUAGUUAGAAUAUCCAUGAUAUUGUUUAUUUAUUUCUGUAUUUAAGAAGUCAACUGAUCACAUGAACAAAAUUGCAAUGAACCAACAAAGAUUUAUCCACAAUUGUAAUAUUAUGAAUUGCUUUCCCCAUAAAUUAUUUGUUUUCUUGAUUAAAACUGAAUUGCAAUCUGCUAAAAAAAAUAAAUAAGUGGAGGCUUUUAAGAACAAAGCAUCCCAUUGUGCUUGUUUCCCCCCCCCCCCGCCCCCCCCCCCCCCCCCCCCCCCAUCUGAUCCAUCCAUACACUGCCACAAUAAACUACUCGAGAUACAUUCUUUUGAUAUUUCUGUACUGUAUAUGCUUUUCUGUUUCCUUCACUGUGAGAAUAUGCAGUUUGUGGAAGCAAAUUAUCUUACCUGGUGUGAUGAAUGCAAUGUAUAGAUGGGACACUGGUGCUCCCAGCAGGCCAAAACUGUGAGUCGUGCCCACAAGGGCUCAUUUGACAUUGGUUUUUCAGAUCAUCGCCACAAUGUGCUUUUGUUCCUCCUCUUACCCCCCUUCACCCCUAAUUUGGUCUAGUUUUUACAUAAUGAAAAGUUUGAAAGGGCAGCUAUAAUCCCUGUUACACUGAAUAAAAUGUGCUGUCAAUGA